AUGGAUUUUUUCUUUUUCAAAUUCGAUUCUAAGGAGGGUAUGAAUAAAGUUCUUGAAGGUGGUCCAUGGUUGAUAAGAAAGAUGCCAUUAUUCCUGAAUGUAUGGGGUCUGACAAUCCGUUUAAAGAAGGAUGGCAUUAAAUUUGUUCCUGUUCGGAUUAAGUUUCAUAAUGUUCCUCUUGCUGUCUACACGGAUGAUGGUCUUAGUCUUCUGGCUUCGAAGGUUGGUAUACCGAAGAGGUUAGACGCUUAUACUGCUGAUAUGUGUAUUGAGAAUUGGGGUAGGACUAGUUAUGCUCGUGCAAUGGUGGAGAUUAAUGCAGAAAACGAAUUGAAAAAUCAAGUAGUAGUUGCUAUUCUGAAAAUGGAUGAAGAAGGUUUUGUAACGGAAAAAAUCAAAAUAGAAUACGAAUGGAAGCCGCAUCGGUGUGACACUUGUUGUUUAUUUGGCCAUAAUAAUGCGUCAUGCUCGAAAACUCCUAAGGAUAAAGCAAAACAGGUUAUCAUUGAUGAGGAGGGGUACAUUAUGGAUAAAAGGAAAACAGCAAAGUAUGGUUUUCCAAAGAAAAAGCAAAAGCCGAAGGUCAUGUACAAGCCUAAGACUAAUUCUGUAGGAGCUAGUGCCUCAGGCACUAAAAUGCAGUCGGACGCUAAUAGAGAUUCUCCUCCUGUGGACACUCAUAAUAAGUUAGAUAUUUUAGCGAAUGAUUCUUUGAAAUCAGGUACGUUAAAUGAGGUGCGUUCUGCGGAGCCGAUUUAA
Messenger RNA from Helianthus annuus (common sunflower), 759 nucleotides. RefSeq lists its product as uncharacterized. The transcript has a single exon. The coding region runs from base 1 to 759 and encodes 252 amino acids. NCBI's taxonomy places the organism in Eukaryota, Viridiplantae, Streptophyta, Magnoliopsida, Asterales, Asteraceae. The record is from RefSeq and is a predicted model, not a curated record.